AUGGAUGGGACGGACAAAGAUGUUGGCGCCCGUGGAGGGGCACCGGGCGGAAACAUGGCCGGUCGCUCCGGCUUGCCUGGAAGGGCGGAGGCGCCAAACAUCUCUGAUGCAGUCACCAGUGCCAUGAUGAACCAAUUUGCACGGGAAUUGACAUCCAGUUCGCUAAGUCUUUGGCCACAGUUCGUCCAGAUAGCGCGGCGAUACUUCAAUGUGCAUCAUGGAUAUGUACUUCGAAAAAUGCUCUGGCAGUUGAUGCCGUUCCACAGUACAAAGAAGAAGUCCACAGAUGGCGAACUGGGAGAUCACAAGGACUGGACAGUUCGUAUCAUCGAUGGCCUUGAGGUUGAUAUCGAGGAGCCUGACCUGUACAUUCCGACUAUGGGCUUCGUCACUUACGUGGUGCUUUGCGGCGUGGUGCGGGGCAUCCAGGAGACGUUUGCUCCGGAAGUGCUCUCUGCAACUAUCAGCUCGGCCUUGGUUAUUCUUGUCGUUGAGAUGGCCUUGAUGAAAGGGGCCCUCUUCAUGGCAGGAGCUGUCAACACACCUACACUGGACCUCUUGGCGCUGCUUGGGUACAAGUUUUUCUACCUCUCUCUGCAUCUCGGUGUCGGCCUCCUCUGUGGACACGGCCGCAAACCGGCAGGCUUUUUUUAUGGCUUGCUGAUCUGUGGCCUGCACAUUAGCUGCGCCAUCGCACUUUGGCAGGCUUUAAGGCGUUUGGCUCGAUUGCAGCCAUCCCACGGUCAGGAAUGUGUCACAGACAUGCACCAGCAGUGCAUCAAGGUGCUACUGAUCGUGCAAUACGCUGUGUGCUGGCUGCUGCUCCCAUCUUGGCCGAAGGUGGCAAUUGCCAAUGCUCCUGAGGAGGUCACCAUCGCCAUCACAACUGCCGCGUCAGUGCUGAGCGGAAACUCGAGUGCCGUCUGA
Messenger RNA from Symbiodinium necroappetens, 927 nucleotides. The record is from the annotation of a GenBank genome assembly. NCBI's taxonomy places the organism in Eukaryota, Dinophyceae, Suessiales, Symbiodiniaceae.